AUGGCAGGCGAUACAGACAUGUUGUCGGAUCGCUCUGAUAAAUUGUGUGCUAUUUGUUCAUCCAGCAUAAGAAAAAGUGGUGUAAAGUGUGCAAAUGAUAAAUGUGAUGUUGUAAUUCAUACCAAGUAUUUUGAAGCAGUUGCAAGGGUGUUUUUAGCAGAUAGAUGGGAGUGGCAAUGUAAGUCAUGUCUACUUAAUAAUGAUGGUCAUUCUAAAUCGGACAAUUUGCCAGACCUUAAACAAAAAUUAAUUUUUCUUGCAUACAUAAAACGAGAAACUAAAAACUUAAACGAUCUCAUUGAAGAACUAAAAUUAAAUAAUAAUCUACUAAAAGAUAAAAUCAAUUCAUUCGAGAAACAUGCCGCACCGAUGUCGAACUUUUUUGCUCCUAGUACGAACAGUUCUGCUUUUUACAGCGAUGUUGCAAAAAACCAGUGACUAAUUCUCAAUUACCUUCUUCUAGUCUGAUAAUAAAAAGUACUAAUAAAGGGAACUUCAAAACUGAUAAUAUAUUAGAAGAUAUUCAAAAACAUAUUAACCCUGUUAAUUUAAAUGUAUGCAUAAAUAAUACGAAG
This is a messenger RNA of Psylliodes chrysocephalus, 575 nucleotides long. The record is from the annotation of a GenBank genome assembly. Lineage: Eukaryota; Metazoa; Arthropoda; Insecta; Coleoptera; Chrysomelidae.